UAUACGAAUAUAUUUUUUUCGUUUAAGAUGACCUUGACGGAAUUAAUCUCUAAUCUUUCGACAAACCCAUAUUUUGGCGCCGGAUUUGGUUUAUUUGGAGUUGGUGCAAGCGCAGCAAUACUUAGAAAAGGUUUACAAGGAGCCGUAGUGUUAUUUCGCCGACACUUAAUGAUUACGUUAGAAGUGCCAUGUAGAGAUAAAUCUUAUCAAUGGCUACUAAAAUGGAUAACCAUCAGAGGUGCUAAAAAAACACAGCAUUUAAGUGUAGAAACAUCUUUUUUACAAAACGAUAAUGGUCAGAUCAAAACAAGUUACGAGUUCAUACCUAGUAUAGGCAAACAUUUAUUUCAAUAUAAAAAUAAUUGGAUUCAAGUUGAGAGGACACGAGAACAACAAACGUUAGAUUUACACAUGGGCGUGCCUUGGGAAACGGUAACGUUGACAGCGUUUGGUAAUGAUAAAAAAAUAUAUUUUGAUAUCUUAGAAGAAGCUCGUGAACUUGCUUUACAGGCUACUGAGGGAAAAACACUGAUGUACACAGCAAUGGGGUCUGAAUGGAGACCCUUUGGACAACCAAGAAGACGUAGACCUACAUCUUCAGUGGUAUUAGAUUUUGGGAUAUCUGAAAAAAUUAUUGCUGAUUGCAAUGAUUUUAUUCGAAAUUCAUUAUGGUAUACAAAUAGAGGAAUCCCUUACCGUAGAGGUUAUCUUUUAUAUGGACCUCCAGGUUGUGGUAAAUCAAGCUUUAUUACUGCGUUAGCGGGGGAGUUAGAAUAUGGAAUAUGUUUACUUAAUUUAUCAGAAAGGGGACUUACUGACGAUCGAUUAAAUCAUCUUUUAAAUGUUGCUCCUGAGCAAACAAUAAUAUUACUUGAAGACAUUGAUGCUGCAUUUGUUUCUCGGGAAUCCACACUGCUACAAAAAUCUGCGUAUGAUGGUUUGAACAGAAUAACAUUUAGUGGACUGCUGAAUUGCUUAGAUGGUGUAGCAUCAACUGAAGCUCGGAUUGUUUUUAUGACAACAAAUUAUCUAGAUCGCUUAGACCCCGCGUUGAUUCGCCCUGGUCGAAUUGAUAUAAAGGAGUACAUAGGAUAUUGCAGUCAAUAUCAGCUUGAGCAAAUGUUUAAAAAUUUUUUUGGGGAUACUGAAGCUUUAAAUUCUGUGAUUUUUGCAAAAAAAGUUAUCGACUCAUCUCGAUCAGUUAGUCCAGCUCAAAUUCAAGGUUUUUUCAUGAAACAUAAAUCUUCACCGCCCCAACACGUAAUAGAUUGUUGUCAUGACAUUUGGGAAGAGUAGAUUAUAAGUU
Molecule: messenger RNA, 1306 nt
Organism: Drosophila arizonae
Lineage: Eukaryota; Metazoa; Arthropoda; Insecta; Diptera; Drosophilidae
Gene: Bcs1
Product: mitochondrial chaperone BCS1
Molecular function (GO): ATP binding; ATP hydrolysis activity
Source: RefSeq, a predicted model, not a curated record